CUAUCACUGGUGAGCUUGACCCGACCGGUUCGAAAACCAACCACCUCCGAACCCGUGAAUAGGAUGAUGUUGACUGCGUUCUUUCUUAUUUCGUUGACGCUCAAUGCAGUCAACGGAAUAGAAAUGUGUGCGGGCUCGUAUGAACUACCAGAAAUUGUAGAUGUGACCACAACCCCUGUUUACCAGUACAGAAAUGUCAUCAAUGAGGUCGAUGUUAGCAUGGCAGUAAGGUCAAGGUCGCCAGUCUACAUGAGUUGGUUUUUAAUUGGAACGAAGUCUCCAAGGCAAAUAACGGAAGACGAUGAAAAUUCCAGGGUAUCAGUCUCUGCUUCUGGUGAUCGCUACAUCUUUAAACUCCACACUAAACUAGAGAAGACUGUCCUAAACGUUUCAGAGAUACUUGGCGACUUUUACCUUUCCCUGCAAGUUAUAUAUGACUGUAACUCCGUUGGUUUAGGAAUGAAUUUGAGAAAAUGGAUAGAAGUUGCACAUGCUGGUUUGACUUUGCCGAAGAUCACGCUGUUGCCUCGUGGACGCUACGUCAUUGAUGGAUAUGGCUUGAAAACGCCAGAGAUUAAGUUGAGGUUUUCCAGAGGGCCGGACGAGAGACCACCGAAAGUACAGCUACAUUGUCUUAAAUAUCUUGAGAGGCGGAACGGUGAUUUGCAGGCCGUAUAUUAUCGAAUUGGAGGGAAGAAAUUUGAGACAAAUUCGAAAAAAUUAGACGAUUUGGGCGUCACCGAAGCGACUUGCGAAGUAAACGUGGGUGGAGGAUUUGAGAGUUACUACGUAUCAUUGAGUGCUAGCAUUGAGCUUCAGUCCCCUAUCGAGUCCAGGCGCUACGAUUUCGACAGCCUCCACCUUCAGCUUGUCACCGAAUUUCGAAGAAGCGGGAUUAGCAAACCCGCCGUCAUGGUGUCUUCUCGCUUCAAUUAUGGAAUUGAACGCAAAGGAGAUGUCCUGCUUAUACCCACCGAUGCGAACACAACAUCUGUAAUUUGUUUUGCCGACGCGGCCAGCAAGCCAAUGAUAGCAGCAGGAAGACUCAAAAAGGGGGGAGGCUAUCAGCCAUUGAAGAAAAUUCGGAAUCAGAACGGAAUCUACUUCGUUUCUUUGAAUACAGCCACCUUCUCUCUAAAGAGCCCGCGGCUCUUAGAGGAAGAGGAUUACAUCUGCAGCGCUUCCACUGGCCAAGCAAUUGCCAGCCAGAAGUUUAGGCUCUUACGGUUUAAUUCUGUUCAGGUGACAUCGAACCGGACGGAUUCCAUGCCUUUGGAAGUGAUUGAAAAUAAGCAGUACAGCCUGAGUUGUGAGGCAACGGGCAUACCACAACCAGACAUCACAUUCUACUGGUCACCCACGCCUACACGAUAUCCGUUUGACGUGAAACAAUACCAAAAGUUCAACAAAGAUCAUGAAAUACACAACUCCGAUGUAUUUGAUACGACCACGAGUGUGGAAGGGACUACAACAUACGGGGGGAUAAUCGUGAAGGAUAUGAAUAAAACAAUCGCGAGUUUGCCAUCUAAUUUUUGGGAUGAUAAUUACAUAUACGAAGUUGUCUGCUUUGCCUCCAACGAGUAUAGUUACAGGGUCAUGAAUUUGGGCUAUUUUUACAAACCCAGUGAUUGGGAUUCUAACCAUCCUGUCAAUGCAACAAGAUUUAGUCUAUUUAAAUAGAUAUAACAGCAAGCCAAUGCCCUAUUCUUAUCACAAGUAAGUGAUUAUAACCCCCCCCCCCCUCCCAUGGGACCGCUGUAACGUAGAUUUAGUAAGUUCAAACGUAAUGUAAAGCUUCAAAUUAUUUUGGUUUACAGCAUAUUAAAUGUUUUGAACUUUGUU
Molecule: messenger RNA, 1842 nt
Organism: Lineus longissimus
Lineage: Eukaryota; Metazoa; Nemertea; Pilidiophora; Heteronemertea; Lineidae
Exons: 4
Coding region: 64-1680 (538 amino acids)
Source: RefSeq, a predicted model, not a curated record